Messenger RNA from Rotaria sp. Silwood2, 228 nucleotides. Lineage: Eukaryota; Metazoa; Rotifera; Eurotatoria; Philodinida; Philodinidae. The record is from the annotation of a GenBank genome assembly.
AUGUCAAAUAGUAAUGAACAGGUUAUGCCAUUAAGUUUUAUUUUAUCUGAUACUCGUAUAGAAGUUCAAGAUUAUGAUUAUAUUGAAUGGUCAUUUAUUGGGAAUAGUUUAAUACAAAAACGUGAAGAAUUUCAUGAACAAAUUGAUUUCUAUAAAAGUUAUGAUAAUCAACAUCAUUUAAUAACAAAAUUAUUAAUUGAUAUAAUCGAACAAGAGACACCAGAAUAA